Messenger RNA from Penaeus chinensis, 2838 nucleotides. Its product is annotated as SANT and BTB domain regulator of class switch recombination-like. The record is from RefSeq and is a predicted model, not a curated record. The transcript is spliced from 16 exons. NCBI's taxonomy places the organism in Eukaryota, Metazoa, Arthropoda, Malacostraca, Decapoda, Penaeidae. The coding region runs from base 1 to 2700 and encodes 899 amino acids.
AUGUGGGGUCCUGAAAACACUUCGGGCGGGACAGGCUCCUCGGCAGGGUCCUCUACAGCGAGUUCAGUCCUCAGCACGGGCGGUUCCUCCACUUCGGCGGCGUCCACGGGGGCUCUCAAGAACGGCAUCGGGCUAGCGUGGGCUGUGUCCGGCAGCAGCGGCAAGGGCACGGCCGCGGGCGUGAGCACAGGGAUGGGUUCGAGUUCCAUUAGUAUGGCUAAUGUCUUGGACUUUCUUCUGACUGCUACUCAGCUGUACCGCGUUGCCGCCGCCACAACCAACAAGAUCAGGGCGAGCGGAAAGGCGCCCAAGGGCUCGGGAUCCCCUGCCGACGACGUGCCCGGCCUGCGAGGCUCCUCCAGCCUCACCCCCAUCACCACCACCAGCUCCACCUCCUCCUCCUCCUCCUCCUCCACUACUCAAGCUCUGCCCUCCGCUUCCCAGACGUGGGCGCGACUCCUGGCCAACCCGUGCGCCAACUCCCCCGAGCAGACCUUAGCCCUGCUGCAGGUUCUGCUGCAGGACGGCUUGCUGGACUCCAUCCUGCCCUACAUGGUGUCCUCACUCAACUUGACAACCACCCCCGCCCUCACGCCCUCGCAUCCAGCGCCGCCUGCCAUCACUCGGUCACGAACGCCCACCCCAACGCCCAGUUCCAAAGCAGGAGGCAAAUCUCACAGCACUACGAUUCUCGAGGCGCGGCUGGUUCCCGAGAGCGCGUCUCGGCUUGGCGGGCAGAUGGGAGGCAGCACCGACCAAGUUUUCAGAACUAUUAAACUUGCAACAUUAAAUUCCUCGCGAAAGAACCUUGGCACUGUUCCAGCCUCCAGCCUCGCCUCCCCCCCUGCAGCGACCUCCCUGGCCUCCACCUCGACACUGGCCGCCAAGGAAGAGCAUCGGCCGCCCACCGCCCCGCCGUCCUUCAGAGGUCUGCCCGACAGGAGCCCGGGCAUUGUGAUUCAUGUGUGUGACGAAGCGCGAGGACUUCGCCAGGACUUCACGUGUCCGCGGGAUCUCCUGAUACACCACAUCGGGUACUUCGCCGAUGUCACCGCUGGCCAGCGUCUAGAGGAUGUAGACAUCUCGGUCCACUGUGACGUCAGCAUUUUCGAGUGGCUGCUGCGGUGGGUUAAGCGAGGUCAGACAGAAGACCAUGUUUCUCCGACUCUUGAACCCAAGACUGCCGUGUCGAUUCUGAUCUCCGCCGACUUCCUGAAGAUGGCCCCGCUGGUGGAGGAGGUCCUGCAGUAUGUCCACGACAAUAUCAACCUUAUCCUCGAGGCUCAAGUCAAUCUAAGUUGUCUCUCUGAUGCCAUCCUCACUAGACUAGCCUAUCUGUUCACUCACUGGGAGCUGGAAAGUCUACGUGACCGGCGAGACAGAAUCCAGAAUAAGCUGUAUGCCAAGUUCCUUCAGGGUUUGUGCGAGGCCUACCCUUCUCCUGCUCGAGGGAUCUUUAAAACGGCUUCCACGCUCUACAGGUGCACCGAGUGUGGAAAUCUCGUGACUCGAGGCGUAGAGCGACUAGUAGCUUGCAUGCCAGCUAAUACCUGCAUUACCACCACAGGACAAGUCUACUAUACACAUUCAAGGGACGCGACUUGGAGCCUGACUGAACAUGUGCGUCAACUGAAGACCGACCUGAAAACCUGGAGACUAGCCUACUGGCGGCUAUGGGUUUUUCGUAAACCUGUUCAGGUACACUUCCUACCGUGUUCCACUUGCGGCGCGGUGUUUCCGGGAAGUGAAAUGAAGUUCUGUCGCCACCACCGCCUCGACGCCGCUUCCUCCGACGUGGACCUGCUCCUUGCUAGUGACACGUACCCUUGCUGUGGCGCCCGUGCCCUCAAGUUCUCCCCUCUGCCCGUGAGGAAUGGUUGCCUCACUUCUGACCACACAGUGCAACUGAGCCAGGGCGAGAGUGACAUAUGGGGUCCCAUUCCUCUUAUCUAUGACGACCUCCUCACGUUCCAGCUCCUCGUGUGCAUCGACCCUCCCUAUCAACUGACCCCUGAAUCCAAGAAUGUGUUGUGGACAGGGGUACCUCUUGUACCAUCUAACAAGGCUGAGCGGAGCUUCCUUGACCGUUCAUGGCUAGCGCACUUUUCUCAUAGUGAGCGAGACAGCCAUGCCGCCGCACGCCCCGGACUACCAGAGAACACUGCUGCUGCUGCCACGACGAGUAUUAACUUGGGCGCAGGCACGGGCGUGAGCAGUGAGAGUUCUUCGGACGAGGAGGAGGGCGGAGGGCGGCCCGGACUCACGCCCAGAUUAAGAGCCAACCUCAUGCGGAGGGCGAACCGCGCUCGCCGUUCUGUCAACUGCGAGGUCAUGGCGGAGCCGAGCCUGAGGUGGGACAGCGGCCGCUCAACACGGCACAACCAGGAUGCACAGCGAGAGAAAGAGACGCGCCUGCUACGGGACCUUACGUCGUGGCUCACCCUGGCGGCCCCCAACGCCCACGACUCGAGCCACGGCUCCCACAAAGGACACCGCGGGCGUCCGGAUCGCCGACGAGAGUGCGCGAACGGACCCGACCCUGGCGUCUACUACCGGCUGGAAUCCGAGUUCCGCGAACGGCACGGCAGCCACGGCCAUGGCCACAGCGGCGGAGGAGGCACCUUCAGGGCCAAAGUCCAGGCGAUUUCCAGGAUCAAGAUGAGGCUCCGGCACAGAGCGGCCUUCUCGGCCUCGCGAUAGCUGAGGUGGACCGAGGAACCUCAGCAGACGCCAAACAAACUGCAAACAGUAUUCCCAAUUAUAAUCCAAAAUGGGCAAAAGCCGUAUAUAUUCCUAAAACCUUGUUCAUUGAAUAUUUAGUAAAUAUUAUUCAGUCUA